AUGUCGUCUUGCCCACACAACCACCAAUUUAACAAUGAUGAACUUUCAAUAAUUACCUCCUUCAUGCACCCGUGUGUUCUUCUCAUCAAUAUCCAACUUGUGUCCAAGAAUUUUCAACUCGUCAUUGAAACACAUGAAAAUUAUUGGAAAAUGUGUUGCGAAAAAUAUUUCAAUUCGGGAUUUUUCAAAUGGGAAGAAGAUUUGCCAUUUCAAGUGGAAAAAUGUGAUGAAUUUUCAAGUUUUCAUUAUAAAUUAUUUGUUGCAUGGUCAAAAUCCAUUCCAAGAAUUCUGAAAGUUGGAAGAUUGCCUAUUUUGUCGAAUAACAAUUGUGGAUCUGAGCAUGAAAGAAGUAUAUUCGAAAGAUAUGACCCAACAAGAUAUGCCACUAAACAUUUGACUCAAUUGGUUAUUUUAUUGAAUGUAUUUUCAUUAACCAAAUUUAGAAAUAAUUUUUACGGACAUUUGGAAAAUGUGAAUUCAUUUUAUAGAGAUUUUCAAAGUUAUGAUGAUAAAUCAGACGAAGAAUCACUACUAGUAGAUGUGAAUUCUGAAAUAAUCUUUCAUAAUUUACCUUUUGGCGCCUUUUGCUUAAUGAUUCUCUCACCAAAUCAGAGUGAAAAGAUUAAAUUAGUCGAAACGUUACUAAUGAAACAGUUACCAGACGAAACUAAAGAUGGUGCUGAUUUAGUUCUCAGUGUUUCCAGUCCAAAUCCAACAAAUGUAUCUGAAGAAGGAGUAGUUUCGUAUUUCAAUUCCAUGACAAAUUCCACAGACACGAGAUGGACAGAUGACAGAGAUUAUGGAUGGGAGAGAUCUUGGCUACCUUGUUCUGGAGCUGGAUUUGUGACUAUUUAUUCAUUUGAGGAGAAAAAAGAGUUGAAACAAGUUAGUAUGGAUCGAAAUUAUUUUUAUCCUUAA
Naegleria gruberi is the source of this 918-nucleotide messenger RNA. RefSeq lists its product as uncharacterized. The record is from RefSeq and is a predicted model, not a curated record. NCBI's taxonomy places the organism in Eukaryota, Heterolobosea, Eutetramitea, Acrasida, Naegleriidae. The transcript has a single exon. The coding region runs from base 1 to 918 and encodes 305 amino acids.